AUGAAGUCUGUCUCUACCCUUUUCACCGCCUCUCUUCUUGCCACUUCGGCAGCAGCAUUCUCUGGAUCCUCUUCUUUCUCAGGAUCUCAGCUUGCUCAAGCCCCAGCCAGCAGUGCUGUCUUGACAAUGGAAUACAUUCCAUCUGGAAUGUCCAAGGAACAGUGGAAGAAGCUCAAGGAGAAGGAAGCCAAGUCCAAGGGAAAGAAUCUCGGAAAGGUUGGAAUUACCAGUUUCAAGUCUCGAAGUUUUGCCGAAUGGCAAAAGGCUGGAGGAAAGAAUCUUUUCCCAGUCGACCCAAAGAAGGUCAAGGAUGCAUCUGAAAUCCCUUACAUGCAAAGACAAGGAGGAAAGCCUGAUGAUUCUGAUCUCAAGGGAAAGAAGGGUGGAUUCAGCUUGUUUGGAGGAGGCAAGAAGAAGGCAGCUGAGCCUGAACCGGAACAAGAGAAGAAGACGAACUGGUGGACCCUUUAA
Molecule: messenger RNA, 471 nt
Organism: Cylindrotheca closterium
Lineage: Eukaryota; Bacillariophyta; Bacillariophyceae; Bacillariales; Bacillariaceae
Source: the annotation of a GenBank genome assembly